Closterium sp. Naga37s-1 is the source of this 2038-nucleotide messenger RNA. NCBI's taxonomy places the organism in Eukaryota, Viridiplantae, Streptophyta, Zygnematophyceae, Desmidiales, Closteriaceae. The record is from the annotation of a GenBank genome assembly.
CGCCAUCCGCGAUGGAGCAAGUCCUGAAGAAGUUGGACGGUGUGGAGAAAGCUCUCCACCGCUCCCAUGCGGGGUCGUCCUCGCAAUCUGCUCCUCCCGUUGCUCCAGUCGCUCCUCUCGCCGCGCUCCUGCCCCAUAAUCCUGUGGGAUCCCCAGCGCGCUCAGUUCGUCCGCUGCCUGCGGGGACUGGCUUUGUUGGCGCGGGUGGCGGGGACCCGUGGGCCCAGUUCGCUCCGCCACGUCCCCUCCCUGCUCCUCGUGAUCUGGCAGUGUCGGCUCGCCGGUCUCGCGCGUCUGCAUUCCCCCCGCAGAUGAAGCCAGUGCCCACGGCGACCCUGGCGCACUUGUGGUCGUUGGCGGAGUGCCUGCAGAGUCUUGAACUGAUUCUCCAGGAGUCGCAUGGCUCCAUGUUGGAGACCCCGCCGAGCACGUUCUCUCAGAUGCCGCGAGCAAGGUGUCACGCGGCGGCGUCAGCAUUAUUCUCGUUCGUAUCGCCACUGCAGGUCGCGCCCUCGCCGGGAGUAGUCUCGGCCACCCUGCUGGCUGAGACGGCCCUGGGUCUGAGGACCCUUGUAGCAACUCGUGGAACUCCUGUUGACGUUGUGGUGACGUCCCUGGUGCCGGUCUUGGUGCGCCGUUACUACUUCCACCGCCAUCUCGCCUGCGCUGGCCUGCUCCAGACCCUGCCCUCCGCCUCCAACUACGGCCCCAAAGCCUCUGACACUGCAGCCUCCGCCUCUCAGGCAGCGCAGCAUGGUGCAGGGGGGGAAGGAGGAGGAGGAGGAGGAGAAGGAGGAGAUGGAGGAGGAGAAAACAUAUCAGGGAACAACGGAGCCUGGUCUGUAGGUGCUGGUGGGGGCGAAGGGCGUGGCGUCAGACGGGGGACGGAUGUGGAGGAGGGAUGGGUGACACGCGGUGGGUUGCGCCGGCGGGGUGGAGGCAGAGGGGCGGAGGCAGAGGGGGCUGUGGGGAUGAGCUCGAUGACUUGGGCCGGGGAAACGGCUAGGAUUGAAGGGCAGCGCCUCCAAUUGGCGCUUGAGGCGCUUAGAGCACAGCAGCAGCAACAGCAGCAGGAGGAGGAGCAGGAGGCGGCAGCUACAAGGCGCUCCUCCCUUGACCUGUUCACCUCAAGGCUUACUCGUGCUGCAUCUCUCAACCAGUCCGCGUUAAGAGCACACUCCCUACCACACGCCCCCGCGUUCUUGCCAUUCCUGGGGGGUCUGGAGCACAGGGCAAGGCAGAUGAGGAGCGGGAGGUUGAGCCGUGAAAGCAGUGUGACCGGCACAAGCCUUGGGGGGGAUCUGGAUUUCGCUGAUGCUGAUGGUUACGGGUUUGCUGAUGGUUAUGCGGAUGCAAUGGUGGAUGAAUGGCUGACGGCAGCACAGCCAAGUGAACUCAGAUUCCUCGAGCUCAGGGCCCUGGAGACGUUAAGCUGGCUGGUGCCAGCAUUCCUCGCCACAUUGCUGCUCACCGCCUUCCUCCUGCUGCUGCUCAUCGUCAGCCUCUCUGCCUCCGCCAAGGCAAAUCUGCAGGCCAACAGCAUCAACAGCGUCUUCUUCUGUGCAUUCCAUGCAAUGUCGACGUUUUCCAACACAGGGGCAGCACUACUGAACGAUAACCUAAUGGGGUUCGUGAGGGCGCCAGCUCUGAUCAUCGUCACGUCAGUGUUCAUUCUCAUUGGCAAUACCAUGUACCCACCCACGCUGCGAGCCCUUCUGCUUCUGCUCCGUCGCUUCUCACGAGGAGAGCAAAGGUUCGUCUACUCCUACCUUCUCGUGCACCCGCGCAAGUGCUACACGCACCUCUUCCCACCGCGCUCCACCGUGAUGCUCGUGCUAACAGUGCGCGCGUUCAAUCUCACGGAGUUUGUCUUCUUCUGUGCCACUGACUGGACCUCGCCUGCCCUUGACGGCUUUGCCAGUGGGACCAAGGUACUGGCAGGGUAUUUCCAGUCUGUGAGCACUCGCAACGCGGGGUUCAAUGUCAUUGUGAUCGCCCUCCUGCGCCCCCCAAUGCUGCUGCUCUACCUGGGCAUGAU